Molecule: messenger RNA, 771 nt
Organism: Dracunculus medinensis (Guinea worm)
Lineage: Eukaryota; Metazoa; Nematoda; Chromadorea; Rhabditida; Dracunculidae
Source: the annotation of a GenBank genome assembly
AUGAAAGACGAAACGAGUCGGACCGAUCAGGAAGAUCUCAUCAAAAAGAUUCUUGCCAGAUAUAAUCAUGAAGAAGAGGAAUUUUUAAAGGAGCUAGAAGAAAUGCAAAGUCAGGUACCACAGCAGUCAACAAUAAGUAAUGAUGUUCCAAUGCUUGGUAUUUUAUGUAGUUUGGCCAAUGAAAUUAAUGAGUUGCGAUAUGAGAACCGAAAAUUGCGCUAUCAUCUAAAGCAGAAUUCACCGAGAGGGUUUGUUAAUCGUCUUGGAGCAUUCAUAGACUCGCGAGCUAAUAUUUUACCAAAGAUUGUUGGUCGUAAAAUUGAAAUUCAAAGUGGCGCAAGAGAGAGACUUUCCACACCACCGUGUAAGGAAAGUCUAACAAGCUCGACAGAUAUUUCAUCGGAUACGAAACGUAUUACGAAUUUCUUGAUAAAAAGGAAAAACAGUAUACCUCCUCUUGUUAUGCCGGAAAUGUCAGAUUCAGAAGCAGAACAAUCAGUUUUCACCGAGGUAGCGUUGCCACAAUAUGCGAAAAAGGAAGAAGGUGAAAGAGGAAGACGAACAAUAACAAAACGGAAUACGAAUAUCUCAUUGAUACCCGAAUAUAUGACCCAUUCUUCUGCAUCAUCAAGAGAUAAUUCCGAGAAUAUGAGUUCGUUUAUUUAUUCUUUUGUUAAUAAUCUAGAAAACAUGAAUGUUAGAUUAAAAAAAACGAGAAUAAUUGUUUUUCAGCGUCAAGUCGGUCGAGUUUUUUGGAAUUUAUUGGAAUAA